AUGUCAGCAAGGAAAAGAAAGUCCGUGGUGGAAGAAUCAUCACCCGCCGUGACGUGGGUUGCUCCAACCGAACACGAGUUUAGAGAUCUGAGGAGGUACAACGUCUGGCUCGCCCACGAGUCGAACAAACCCCCUCGACCGACUCAUAACGGCAACCAACAACCUCUAUCGAAGAAGCCGAGACAUUCCGUCUCAGGUCAUGACGCGGUCGCAGAGGAGCCGCAUCCCGUUGGACCGAUAGCAGCGUUGAAUGAGGAGGUGGAGGUGGAUCCUAAUUGGCAAGCAGGGCUUUGGAUCGGUAAGAUCGUGGAGAUCAGAGCGAAAGACACGAGCUAUGUAUGGACCAAGAUCAGGUGGAUGUGUCAGUCAAUAGGGGAACUGAAAGAGUCUGGUAUAAGAACUGGGCUACCUAGGAGCAAAGGCGACAGCAGGGAGAUCUUUAUGCUUGGUUCAGAACACGACGCGUUACAACCUGUAGGCGCUGUUGAAGCAACCGCUCCGGUGAUCCUUUUCGACGAACGCAAUCCGCUGCAAGCUCCGUUUGGCAAUAAAUCGAUUUUCUUCCGAUCAGAAGCUCGCACACCUACACCAGCUGAAGUGGAAAAGCUCGUUCCUAAAAAGAUUGCCGGGGAUGUCGAACCAAAGUCGAGGAAAAAGGGAAGAGCUUCUGAAGCUCCAUCUGGCGGGCAUCUUUUCCCCAUUAGGAAACCAACAUGCUACUGCGGAGAUCCAUACCGGCCAUUGUCGGAAAGAGAAGAGCCCAUGGCAUUGUGCAGUCAUCUCGGCUGCCUAAGAUGGUUCCACCUCGGUUGUUUGGAUUGGAAGAACGAUCAUCGACGUACAGCCACACCUUCCUCACUCGAAGAUGUUAGAAACUCCGGUGUCGAGCUCAUGUCGCUUCUCCCCCAAUAUGGUCUAACAACUCCCGCCAAGGAGAUAUCGCUUGAACACGAUCCUUCAGAUUUGAACUUUACAUGGCCUGAUUCGACCACGAAUCAAGAAGCUGAGAUAGAAAGCUGUGGCAUAUUGGCAGAGGACAUCAAGGAUGAAGGGAUUGGAGCGGUCCCUCAACUAACGGCAAUGACUGUGGAACAAAACGCGUUCCUCGACAAGUACCUCCCGGACAGUAUACUCCUUGCAGCUGAAAGUCCGAUUGAAAGGGGAUCGACUGAUACUGGGAUAGUGGGCAAUGCUCGGUACGUUAUGCGAGCCAGAGAGAUUUUGCAGAAAAAUAGAGAGGUUAGACGGAGAUCUCAAGUCGAACCUGUUGAGGUGGAGAGGAUUGAGAAAAUGGUUUUGGAAUGGGAGAAUAUUUGGAAAAUCAAGCGAGAAGAGCAAGUCUACCAGCGUAGGUCCGUAGUUUGGCUGUGUCCAGGGUGUAGAAGAGCCAUGUGA
Kwoniella shivajii is the source of this 1395-nucleotide messenger RNA. RefSeq lists its product as uncharacterized. Lineage: Eukaryota; Fungi; Basidiomycota; Tremellomycetes; Tremellales; Cryptococcaceae. The record is from RefSeq and is a predicted model, not a curated record. Bases 1 to 1395 code for a protein of 464 amino acids. The transcript has 9 exons.